Messenger RNA from Impatiens glandulifera, 1293 nucleotides. RefSeq lists its product as uncharacterized. The coding region runs from base 1 to 1293 and encodes 430 amino acids. The transcript has a single exon. Gene Ontology annotation, molecular function: S-adenosylmethionine-dependent methyltransferase activity. The record is from RefSeq and is a predicted model, not a curated record. Lineage: Eukaryota; Viridiplantae; Streptophyta; Magnoliopsida; Ericales; Balsaminaceae.
AUGGUUUUCAAGCUACUCAAAUUGCAGAUCCUUCGUGGAUCACUAGCUAAGCGUUUGCUUCUAAGGAUUCUGUUUUUCGCAUUGACUAUGGUUGCCAUUUCAUUCACCCAAAUUGUUCACGAUAUUCGAACAAUGGAGCCAAUCGCAAUGAAUUUCGAUAAAUGUUCCUUGAAUCUUCUUGGCUCAGAGUCGCAAUCGAAUCACUCUGCUUUUACGUUACCUUUCAUCAGCUCGUUUCCUUGGGCUCGGUGCGAUGAAACCGAGAAUAUUACUUCCAAUGUAUUUAAAGAGCUGAUUGAAAAGAAUUUGCUUGAUUCCGACUCCAAAUCACUUUGCGUCGGCGAAGAUUCAGAAUCCGCCAUUAAAGCUUUACACAAAUCCGGUGUAUCCGAUGCUGUUGGAAUCCAUAGACACCCAUUUGUCUCACUGGCCAGAAAACGAUUCAUAUACUCGCUGGACUAUACUGAUAACCAUUUCGACUUCGUUUUCUCCAGAGCCAUAGACCGCGUUUCGGUUCCCGCCCUUCUUGUUCUCGAGAUCGAACGUGUCUUGAAACCUGGAGGCACCGGAGCUAUACUCAUCGGAGGUAGCUUCUACAACGCCGGCUUGAUAAGAUCAGUCAUACCCGUGUCGUCUUUCCUUAGAAAUUCGGAAAUCAUUCACGUUUGUGGGAUGAUGGGUUCAUUUACUCUGGUUAUUUUCAAGAAAAUUAUUGUCAAUCGGUUUGUACUCCCAAAAGACUGCCCUUCUCCUUCUUCUUCCAUCUCCAAUAAGCCUUUGAAUAUUUCGACAAGAAAUAGGUUGGUUUACAUAAGCAUAAAUGCUGGGGAGUUCAUGACAUCAAACAUUGUGAAGAAGUUAAAGGCGACGUAUCCAAUGAAACCGCAAGCUUUCAACGCUUAUGUUAUCGAGAAUGACGCUACCGCCCUUUCAGCUUACGUUAAGGAACCUGGGAUCACUUUUGUUUACCAUCCGGGGAUGGGAGGUGUUGAGAGAGUUCUGACCAGCAGCGAACCACCGCAAGAGGAAGAAGAUGAAUUUGAUUUCAUCCGUUGGUUUAAAGAGACUGUUAUGGAAGGUGACUUUGUGGUGUUGAUAAUGAACGGAAGGGAAGUUGAAUUGAAGAUUCUCUUCCAGAUGUUCGAAAGUGGGGCGAUAUGCAAGACGGAUCAAGUGUUGGUUCGGUGCGAGGAUUGUGGGAGACGCGGGUGUGGUGCAUGUGAGGAUGUGUUUGCGGGGCUGAGGAACAGCGGCGUCUCUGUUCAUAAGUGGACCAUGAAGGAGGGGCAGUAG